GCUCCUACCUUUACUAACGUAAGAACUGUGCCGUAAUUCCGUCUUUGUGCUCGACCUUUUGGUUAGCAGCCGAGCACUUAACCACUGCGUCAUCAGGGCUCCUUUGUGCUUGUACUUAUGAUUUAAGCCAGCCUGGAAUAGGAGGAUAAGACAUUAACUUCCAUCUGGAAAAAAAUACCAGCUCGUCAUUAUUAUUGAGAUAGCUGCUCCAACAUGAGUUUGUAAAGCGGUAAAAAUUUCCUAACUCGUUUCUGAAUUGUAGCAGGCAUUGAAAAAUCUACCUUGGAGUUGUUCUGUUUACUUAUUUUCUAUUUUCUAGGGGCCCAGAAGAUACCUGUUUUGAGUUUGGUGUUUUUCCUGCCAUCCUGAGUUUUCCACUUGAUUAUCCCUUAAGUCCCCCAAAGAUGCGAUUUACCUGUGAGAUGUUUCAUCCCAACAUCUACCCUGAUGGGAGGGUCUGCAUCUCCAUCCUGCAUGCCCCCGGAGACGACCCCAUGGGCUACGAGAGCAGCGCCGAGAGGUGGAGCCCUGUGCAAAGCGUGGAGAAGAUCCUGCUGUCGGUGGUCAGCAUGCUGGCAGAGCCCAAUGACGAGAGCGGCGCCAACGUGGAUGCUUCCAAAAUGUGGCGGGACGACCGAGAGCAGUUUUAUAAGAUCGCCAAGCAGAUCGUACAGAAGUCCCUGGGGCUCUGAGCCUGACAGGACACGCAUGCGCACAGCCAGGGCGCCCGCGUGCGUGCCUACGCCACCACCAGACGGACUUCGUAUUUCUCCUCCGGGGACACCCGCGACAGUGACACUGUGCUAGCACCAAGAAAGGCAAACUCUAGAAUCACAGCGUCUGUUUUACUUCCCACCUCUCCCACCCCAGGCAGGCUUCUCUGCUUCGAUUGUGAUUUAUGUAGAGUGAUGACGGCUCCCUGCCAUCGUACAGUAUUGCUCUCAAAGGUGGUGCCGGCCGAUUGUCAAAGCUGUCAGCACUACCUCUCCCCACCGAAGCGCCGCCGAUCCCCGCAGCUAAUGACCCCUCAGAGCGCGGGGCUCCUGGGGCCCCUUCCCCUCGCGCGGUGUCGAGGGCUCCGUGCCAAACUCUCAGUGGGCUAGAGUCGGUAAUGCUCCUUCCGAAGAAAUGGCCCUUGUAGCAAAGGCAGGGGAGGGGCUGGGCCGCUCUGAGCGGGCCACACCUGCCUGCAGGUACCGCGCGAGGAGCACAGAGCAUCGUUUCAUUACUUCAUAUUUUACAGGCAGAUGUUUUUCUUAUAAUCUGGGUAAACCAUUUUCUUUCGUUGUGUAUUAGAAACCAUCACGCUCAAAUACUUUCAGGAAAUAAACACUUUUUAAAAAUGUGGAUUAAUGAAAAGCGGGUUGCAUAGAAGAGAAGCUUACUGCUGGCCGUAAGGACCGGCAGUUCUUUUCUGACCCUUUUAUGAAACGUGUAUUCUUAGGUUUGGCUAGUAGGGAAUUACUAGAGCAGGCACCAGUGACAUGCAGGAUUCUAGGGAACAUUUCUUCUGGGUCGACAGGAGCUUUUAUUUUCCAAUCUAAACACUGGGCAGUUGUAAGGUUUUGCACAUUGUGGUUGCACCAGGAGCUGUAAGGAUCGGGACAAAGUCACUCUCCACCCCUCGGGUUGCAGGGUCUCUGCCAUCAGGGUGGAGCACAGUGGCGGGCCUUACUGUGACCGCGGUUGUGGAAGGUGGCCCCGGGGUCCCAGCCCAGGGGCCAGCGCACUGGUUAUAGUUCCUGAUGUGCACGGGGCCUGGCAGUCUGAGCUCCCGGUGUCCUCUGUGCCUGGGGCCACUCUCAGCAAUAAUGGUCUGUCUCCUGCAGGCCCUCGUGCUCGGCCUCCUGCACAGGCUGCAUACAAUAGGAAUUUUUUUUUUUGAAAUAUGGGUGUUCUACAAGACACACAGUAGAUUUCACUGCCCAUCAUCCUCUCCCUUCCCUCCCACAGCGUACCCAGUGGCAGUGUUCUGCUUUCCUGAGACCACACACACAGUUUCACGGUGUUAACAGUUACUGGUUGAAGGAGCCCCAUAUUGGGCUGCGGAAACCAGGUUGUUUCUUUCUCAGAAGGGAGUUGGAGAUCUGAAGUUCAGUACAAUGUUUGAGAGGGUAAGGAAGGACAGGUAUUGUUCCUAGAUGGUGUUUGCAGAAAUGUGAGAUGAGAUAUAGUAGCCUUUUCGGAAAGAGCGCAGCAGUGGUUGUGCUGGUAGACCAGGUGCGGCCGUGGGGGCUGCGUCAGGGGUGGGUCUCCACAGGGUACCCACCAGGCUUCUGAGAAAUUAGGACAGGAGAGCAGCAGUCUCCUUGCAAAACAAAGUAUUUUUGUUUGUAUUUAUUAAAUGGAGAAAAAAAAUCUGAAUCCCAUGGUAUCCUUAUUCUGUGGUGGAAUUUAAUUACAAUGUUAGAAAUAAAGCUAUAUAUUUUCCCCCUGUUCUGAAGUGGUGUGUUCUUUGUCAG
Molecule: messenger RNA, 2462 nt
Organism: Trichechus manatus latirostris (Florida manatee)
Lineage: Eukaryota; Metazoa; Chordata; Mammalia; Sirenia; Trichechidae
Gene: UBE2G2
Product: ubiquitin conjugating enzyme E2 G2
Exons: 3
Coding region: 405-692 (95 amino acids)
Cellular component (GO): endoplasmic reticulum; cytosol
Source: RefSeq, a predicted model, not a curated record